Messenger RNA from Hydra vulgaris (swiftwater hydra), 2634 nucleotides. The record is from RefSeq and is a predicted model, not a curated record. NCBI's taxonomy places the organism in Eukaryota, Metazoa, Cnidaria, Hydrozoa, Anthoathecata, Hydridae.
AUGUCACAUAAUUCAUUAAAUAAAUAUUUUAUAUUACCAAUUCCUUAUAGUGGGCACCCUUAUAUAUUGCUUGGAAAACGAAUUUAUCACUGCCAUCAAGGUAAAGAUAUUGAUGCUAAAAAAAAAGAAAGAUACCAAAUGGAAAAUGAUGCUCUUCGUAUUAGUGAUUAUAUGUACAAAAAAUCGCGUAAGUACACGCAACCAACAAAAAAAAUGGAUUUUCCUGUGUCUUUUUCUGUUAAAAAAAUCAUGAUCUUUUAUGAAACUAAAUUGCCUAAAAACAAUAAGUAUAAUCGAACUAACGCAGGAAGGCAGUUAAAAGAGCAGUUUAUAGCAGCAAGAUCAAAAAGUUCUCCUCAAAUUGGACAACUUGUUUAUUUGUUGAAGUGGCCUACUGAACCACAUGAAAAUCAUAACAUUAGUGAAGCAGCUGGUUUGAUAGAACCGUUAGACAAAAGAGUAAAUAAUUUUUUACGAGAACAGAUAAGAAGUGGUUGUAAGGGCAUAAGAGAUUUAGAGAGUAUAGCUGAAGGAUAUAUUAAUCUAGUUAUUUUACCGACGUUUAGCGACAACGAUUUUCACCGACGCCAAUAUACACCUUCUCGAAGAAAACUUAAAAAUAUUAUUAUAUCCGAAAAGCUGAAAAAUCGAUAUGCCGAAGGUGACAUAUGGUUUGAGGGUUUAAGCAAGCGCAUCGAAGCUCAAACAGUGGAAAACGACAUAGAUUCGCAAAGUGACGAAGAGGUCGAAAAAGUAAUUAAAAAUCUUGCAACUCAUAAUACAGAUGGUAAAAUGGUUUUUGUUUAUCAGUCUGAAAAAAUGAAACGGUUGUAUCGAAGAUAUGCAGAGCAUUUUAUAUGUUUAGAUGCAACAUAUAAAACUACAAAGUAUUCCUUGCCUUUACUUUUUUUAGUUGUCAGGACUAAUGUAAAUUUUCAAGUGGUUGCAAUUUUUGUGUUGCAAGAAGAGACGCAAGUCAUGAUUAUAAAAGCUUUGACAUUAAUAAAAUCAUGGAAUCCUGAUAUUGAGCCUAAAUAUGCAAUGGUUGACUUUGACGAACAAGAGAUUUAUUCGCUAGAAUCAGUUUUUCCUAACAUUAAGGUUAAAAUAUACUUGCGUCGUAUAGCGCAUUCAGAAAAUGUAGAAGCCCGAGUUCUUAUCUUGGGAAUUCUGUUUCACGGAACGUGGUUACCAGAGAUAAAAAGAUGGUGUCUGGCUUAUAGACCUGAUGACAUAAUGUUUAAUAAUACCAACAAUGGCACUGAGCGAUUAAACGAGGAUCUAAAAUACGACGACCUUGCUAACUACAAAUAUUGCUCACUCAGUGAGAAGCUUACAGUUGUUAUUGAAAACUUCAUACCAAAGCAUUAUCGUAAAUACGUGGAGUUGAACGUAAGGUACAUUGAAGGUUAUAAAAAAUAUAAUGAAGGAGUGCCGUGGUAUUUUCGAAAUCGCCCAAAACAACUAGUAAAUAUUUUAUUGAAUAAUAAAAGCAAAGUAACAUCUUCAAUGGUAAAUUCAGUAAAAAGAAUAGACCCGAUAACAUUCGGGGUCAAUAGUUCCGAAGUUAAAACUAAUAACAUUAAAGAUUAUAUUGUGUGCAUAGGUAACGUGGAUAAGAAUUGUUCCUGUUCUUGUUCAGAUUAUCGUCGUCAUCGAAUAAUUUGUAAACAAUUUUUUGCCGUGUUUAAAUCUGGAUUGUCAACAUUUGGAAAUCUUACUACCAAGUUUCUCAAUCAUAGUUGGUCCGUUCUAGAUCCCGAAAUUUUUGUUAACUCGUCAAAGAAAGAAGCUCAAUGUAAUACAAAACCAACUGAGAACAAAAACGAGCUGCAGAUAGACGAUGAACUAAAUAGUAUUUCUAAUGACAACAAUAUUUUUGACUUACAAGUCAACAAUUUUGAUAAUAAAGAUAAGAGUAAACAAUUAAUUAACAAGCAUUACGCGAAUGACUUCAAAACACGCCAACCAAUUUCAAAAUGUUAUCAAAUCGAUUCGCGCUCUAAAUUAAAAAGAUUAAUGGAUUUAACCUAUCUUGUUAAAGAUGAAAAUAUUUUGGAUCAUAUGAACACAGACUUAGAUACCAUUACAGCAAAAACAAAGCAUCCAUUUAGUGCAAGGUGUGGGCAGACAGCUGAAAUGAUGAAACAAUGUUACAGAGCAAAUCUGGAGCUCAAUACUGACUCCUCUGAUCAAGAGGGCAUCAUCAUUGAAAUUUGCGAAGAAGAAAAACAGCAUGUUAAAGAUAAGAUGGAAACUGGAGAAGAAGAGUUGGUAAUUACUCAAUUAAAAAAAGGGAGACCGGGAGAACUUAAGUUUUAUCGAUUUUAUUCAAUAUUCGACUCCAAUAUGGAAAAAGUAAUACAAAGUGGUGAUUGGUUAACCUGUAAUGAAAUUAACUAUGCUCAAAUUUUGCUCUACAAGCAAUUUCCGUUUGCGGAAGGCUUGGAAGAUACUGGGUUAGGUUCUUUGCAUAAAAUGUCCAAACUAAAGUCAAGUAGGAUACAAAUAAUCUACAGUAACAACCAUUGGAUAACAUUUGCGGCAGAAACAUCGAAUAAUAUUAAAGUUUUUGACUCUUUACCUAGUAAUCCUUUACACCAUACCUCAAUUAAACAAAUUGUCAUGUUGUAA